CAGACCGUUGUUGGACUCGACAACCCAGUCUCAACGAGGGAACACCACAGUUUAACUUCAAUACUGCUGGACACACCCAUCGGGAGUUCCCUUCCCUAGAGAUCCAGGCACCGGCUUGGAUAUCCGCGUUGGGACUGGAACAGUGAAAUACAAACGCGGAGCUGGACUGAGUUUCUUAUCACAGGCCUGCGUUAAUAAGAUAUUAAACGAGUAUAACGGUACUCAGGACAAGUUACCAGUCAAAGUCGAAGAGCGGCGUAUUGUUGUUGUGCACCCCCUCUGCUGAGGCGCGCGAGAGGAGUUGUACAGCGCGUGGAGCAGUGUUGUAUUUUGAAAAGACAGUUGCUGUCUGUCACCGGACUUUUACAGAGAGGACAGCCGUUAAGAGGAUUUCUAACGUUUUAUAUGUGUUCUGUGAAACAGAUAACUACUUUGUGUUUUAAUAGUACCGGCAUAAAUGAAAUACUUUCACGAGAAGCACUUGCGGUCAUUGACGACCUGCUUAUAUUUUGUGUUUUUUUUUGUGAAAAGUGGAAAGGGGGAGUGCCCUAGACCACAGGGACAGAACAACAUGGUUUUAACAAAUGAAGCUCUCCUAAUGAAUCAUUUCCCAGAGGGCUCCACAGCCACGUUUGAGUGCUCCAACGGGUAUGUCAUUGAGCAGGGGUCUGGAAUUGUGCGCUGCACCUCUGGAGCAUGGAGCGAGCCUCAAAUGACCUGCCAAAAAAAGGACUGUGGCACCCCUAAAAAAAUUCUGCACAUGAAUUAUGAUCUAAGCGAAGGCACUCUGUUUGGUGCAAAAGUGAGGAUGUACUGUGAUGAAGGGUUUCAACUGGAGGGCACCAGCUACAGACAUUGCUAUGCAACAGGCUGGAGUGGCAGAGCCAAGUGUGAAGACGUAAUCUGUGACGAACCCACAGAGAUAAAGAAUGGCACGAUAGUGUCAUCACACACAGGUGAUGUAAAGUAUCUGGAGGUCGUUGAGUACUCCUGUGAUGAAGGUUACACCCUCGUUGGAAACAACUCCGUAUUUUGCAAUGACAAUGGUGAAUACAGCAGAUUGCCUCCAGAAUGUAAAGUUAAAACAUGUCCUACCCCUGACAUACCGUUCAGCAUUCCAACCCAAGGUGCACCACCAUUCUUAUAUAAAGACACCAUGUCAGUUACAUGUGAGGAUGGGUUCAGCUUGCGAGGCCCAGCACGUCUGCAGUGUGAGCACCACGGAUGGUCCUCACCUUUUCCACAGUGCAUCAGAGAGCCCAGCAGCAUUGGUACCACAGAGGCAGAGACCAGCACCAACAGCAAGUCUCCUUCAGAAAAGUCUUCGAAAGCCCCGACCAGACCUACACCAACCUGGAUACAAGGGAAACAUGAGAUUAUAGAGAAGAACGAACAAGAGGACAUGCCUGCAAGAAACAGUGGAUAUACAGUGGUCAUUAUGAGUGUGAUCUCCACUGUCAUAAUCGUUGUAAUACUACUGUACAUAUUACACCGGUUUGUUAAGAGGAAAGGCUCAUACCACACGGGGGAAGACACCAAAGCGGACUUAGUACAGUUUCACUAUUAUAAAUACACACCAAGGUACCAGAACGUUCCUUUAUAUGAACACAAUCCAAACAGCUAAUAAUUCCUUGUUAUUUCUCAGUGUUUCUCAGCUGUUAUGUGUUGUGGUCUGCUCUGUCCUAAGUGUGUCCAUGCCUUCCCGCCUCCAGGACUCCUGUUGGGGCUGUGGGCCAGCCUGUGCCUGGCUCUCUGAGGGGAGGUGGUGGAGGCCAGGUGAUCCAGUCUCUCUGACCGUGACCCCGGAUCGGCCUCGCACCACAGCCUGCCAGCGGAGCCUCCUGGAGGCCCACAGGGAAACUCACCUGACCCUCUGAGGAACGCUGCACCCUGGGACCAUUAUGAAGGAAAAGUGUAAUGUCAAUUGUACAUGUUAAUUUUAUUUUAUUAAAGGCAAUAUUUACA
Molecule: messenger RNA, 1965 nt
Organism: Osmerus eperlanus (European smelt)
Lineage: Eukaryota; Metazoa; Chordata; Actinopteri; Osmeriformes; Osmeridae
Product: P-selectin
Exons: 11
Coding region: 458-1624 (388 amino acids)
Biological process (GO): negative regulation of complement activation, classical pathway
Source: RefSeq, a predicted model, not a curated record